AAUAUGGCCUCCUCAGGAGAGGAAAAGGAUGAUGGACAGGAUGACACAGGUGUGAAUGACUCCGAAAUUGUACUUGACCUCUGUGGUAGAAGGCUGAAAAGAUUGGAAAAAGCCCCAGCCAACCAGGCCUAUGCUACUGCUCUUGUAUUAGACAACAACUCUCUACAAAACCUUGCAAAUCUUGACAGCUAUGGGGAACUGGAAAGGUUAUCUAUUGCAAACAACCAGGUUGUGCGGAUGUACUGGUUUGCUCGCAUGUACUCCCUGCGAGUACUUAACCUACCAAAUAAUAACAUUGUCCAGGUUGAAGGGAUGAGAGAACUCAUCCAUCUGGUUCAUCUCAAUCUGGCUGGUAACAAGCUAAAGAUGAUUGAAGGGCUAAGUUACAACAAAACACUAGAGCACCUGAACCUGUCAGGAAAUUAUAUAUCUCAUGUCAAUGAUCUCUCAAUGUUGAAGAAUCUCAAGGAGUUGUUUAUCCAUCGGAACCGAGUCACUACCCUCUACCGCUGCAACAAGUAUUUACCUUCCGGUCUCAUCAUCCUCACAUUAUCUGAUAAUGCUCUUGUUGAUCUCAAUGACUUAUCAAAUCUCUCGCACUUAAAUCACCUGGAGCAGGUCACCAUUCUCAAUAACCCCUGCCUUGACCCCAUCCAGCCUACAGAUGAGUCUGGAGCCCCUCUAGGGCCCCCACUGGCCUUUGACUACAGACCUUACGUCAUCAACUGGUGCCUUAAUCUCAAGGUUCUCGAUGGUUAUAAGGUCACGCCAAAAGAGAGCUUAAAAGCAGAGUGGCUGUACUCUCAGGGUAAAGGACGAGGCUUCCAGGUAGGUGAGCACCCUGCACUGGUCCAGUACCUGUCUGGGGUAUGUCUGGCUGGCGGAGGUUGGGGAGGUGCUGACCUCCCUGAUGAUGAUGAUAAACUUGCCAAAAUUCUCCAGUUAGCCAAACAGCAUCAACAUGAUCUCAGACAUUCUGUUAAUGGACAGGAUGUGAGUGAGUCUUCGAGUGGGCGAGGCAGUAGGUCUAGCAGCCACCAUGACUCCCCAGCAACGCACCGCCGCAGCGUUACUCGAUCAACUUCUGUGAGACGCAACACUGCCCCCUCGCGGUCAGCUCCAGCCCGCGAGUGCCACCGCCGCACACACUCCCACUCCGCAGCCACCAGGAAUGAGUCUGGUGCGCGAUCUCAGCAAGCCCAUUCUUACCAUGUAGAGCUGUCCAACACCCUGUAUGGGGGGGACCUGCGUACACCUGACACCCCGAGCCUCAUGACCCAGAGCAUGGAUCCUGCCAUCUUAUCUCAACUAGCCGGUACUGCGCCUCGUGGAUCAACAGAUCUCAUGUCUCGAAGUCUGGGUGCUGAGCAGAUGUCUCGUUCCCUGGGUUUGGACCCGAUGACCCAAUCUAUGGGAGAAGAAGAGUUGAAACAUUCAAUGGAGUUUGACCCCAUGACACAGAGCCAGGGGCCAGAACAGCUGUCACGCAGCCUAGUACAUCAAGAUUCUAGUAGCAGCCUAAUGACACGCAGCUUGGACUUGGGCCAUCUCACCAAUGGAGAGGCUGAGGCAUGGGGGGAGCAUGUGUCUCAUCCUCUCCCCCACACCCACCCACGACCCACCAGCCUCUUUGGGGACGAGAAUGAUUUGGUGGUAGAAGACGUUGGUCCCCAAGAGCACAGCAGUCAGCUCACAGGGUCAAGUAAGUUUGUUCCUGCUCCAGAGAGUAUCAUGAGUCCAGAGUUUCAGGCAGCCAUGGCAACACGCACAACACUUAGUCACGGUUCUUCCGCAGGUGCCCAUACACAACAGACUGUGAGUGUGGCACGGUCCAAUUCUAUUACACGUUCUCAGCGUCCACCUCCGUCCGCUAGGCCCACAUCUACACCUCAGGCAUCCCCAAGACCAAAUGGUUCUCGGUCAUCAUCUGUCACCCGGCCUCGAGCUUCUCCUAUGAAGAGUCCAGUCCCCAAUGACAUUGCACGGGGCUCUCCUUCUCACACAGCACGCACUGCUAGUGGGCAGCCAAGCACAAAUGCAGGACCAUCAACUUUACCUAGACCAAAGCCUUCCCCCAAACCAGCCCCAAAAUAUGCAAGAUCUGUUUCUGUGGAACCUUCAACGAGAAGACCAAACUCAACCAAGAAGAAAGCUGCUUCACCACGUCAUGGGUAUUCAGAUGCUGACUCAGAUAACACAGACUCUGAGAUGUCAGUCUCCAAGCUGCAAACAAUUAAGAGCAUUGCAGCGGAGAGGAAGCAGACGGAGAAACGAGGAAGAGAUCCUACUCAUAGCUCUCAUGCCUACGAUCCAGAAAAAUACAGGAAUGGUGCUCCAAUUAGAAAUUCUGAUAAUAAGGAUGCCCGAAGACGGUCCAGCAAUAGCAGCAGUGGCAGCAGUACCUCUGAUCUUACCAAAGCCCAAGCAGCUGUCACACUUCAAAAACACUGGCGAGGAUACCAAACACGCAAUCACGACCCAAACGCUGCCAAGAUUAGAGAUGACAUCAGACAUUCAAGGGCAGAGCAACACAUUAAGCAUUUAACUGAGAAGUUGCAUUCCACCGAAGAAGCUUUAGAACGCGAGAGGCGACUCCGGCACAUGCAGUUGGAUGCCAUUCGUACUUUGUGGCGGGAGAUCCAGAAGCUGCAGGCUAGCAAGCGGGAUGGUGUCAAUACUCCCUCUACCCCAGUAACGCCUCUAACACCUCUCACACCUCUGGAUGCCAAAGAAGGAGCCACAUCAGCAGGCCCUAAAAAAUAUUCAGAGGAAAGUGUAAAAGAGCUAACUGAGUUUUGCGCAUCUCUACAAGGACAGGUGGGACAACUUCAGGAAUCACUGUCAAUGGUUACACAAGUGAUGAAUGCAUUUUGUAAUCUACCAGGAUCACAGUCACUUCUCACUAUGUCCCAGUCUAGUGGAUCAGGUCAUGAGAGAUCACCAGGAGCAGUUGAUUCACCACCAUCCCAGAGUGCUGCAACAGUUCCCGUUCCUCUCAGUGAAUCAGUAACCUCACUUACACAUUCAAUUCGUGCCCUCACCACUUCAAUUGUGAAAUCUCCAUCCAGUCGUAAAGAUAAUACGGUUUGCGGUGAAGGAAAUGGUGCUGUAGCUGGUGGUUGCGGUGAUGGUAGUACAAAGGUUCGUAGUGAUGAUAACAGUUGUAGGGAUCCAUCUAGUGAUGGUUCAGAUGGAACUCCAGUAGCUUGUCAAAAGCAGCCACCUCAGUUGGAUCAAUUUAUGAACCCAGAAAUGGUUAACUCCAUGGCUUCAGUGGCAUCAGCUGAUCUUAAUGCAACUGCUCUUGAUGCAUCUACUCUUUCCGUUGAUUCAACUGAGGGUGGAGAAGCAGAUACGACUGGUCGUGAUGAAGCUGAACUCUCUGAAUCAAGUCAGUCAUCCCUUUCUGGAAGUCUGUCUGGAAGUCAUUCAGGCAAUCAAUCUGAAGGUGGUCGACAAACUGCUUGCCAAGGCCCGCCAAGACCGUCCUCCUUACCAGUUACAAGGCCACAUACUCCCCGCACCACUGCCUCCUGACCCCCUUGUCCCCAUCCUGCUCUAGUACUUCACUCUACCUUAUGUCCCGGUUUACGCCCCGCACCCCGUGCUAUACAGCAUUAUGCUAAUGCCCUUUUAUCAUCGGUGCUCACUGAUCUCACAAUAAUUGCAGGUCAGAAACCAAGGUGAACCCCAACAAAUAUUUAUGGCA
This is a messenger RNA of Homarus americanus (American lobster), 3709 nucleotides long. RefSeq names its product mucin-5AC-like (gene Cep97). Gene Ontology annotation, molecular function: protein binding. The transcript has 17 exons. Lineage: Eukaryota; Metazoa; Arthropoda; Malacostraca; Decapoda; Nephropidae. The coding region runs from base 4 to 3537 and encodes 1177 amino acids. The record is from RefSeq and is a predicted model, not a curated record.